GAGAACCAAUCAUCUUGGAAGGCCCACGAAAUGCUACUGUCCUUUCCGGAUCCAGCGUUCUCUUUAGAUGUGCAGCAUCUGGAGAUCCGGAACCUGUUAUAUCGUGGCAGAAGAAUGGUCGCAGCUUGCAUCAUGUCGGUCAUGCCAAUUACAAGGUGAUAGAAUCUGGAGCUUUGAAGUUGGACAAAGUAGGCCUUGCCGAUGAUGGCCUUUACCAUUGCAUCGCCAGCAACAAUAAAGGGAAAGCAUAUUCUAUGCAAGCCAGAUUGCGAGUUGAAGAGCCAGCGAAAUUGAAAGGUGGUCGCAGCGUUUACAACGUUAGCUGGGGUUCUACUGUGCGGCUGGAAUGUUCAGCACAGGGAGAACCUCCACCUCUCAUCACGUGGUUUCAGGAUGACCAACUGCUGGAUACAAUGGACGAUCCUGUGUAUACUCAUUCGGAAUUGUCGAUUAAUGCUACGCGUACUACGAGCUUCACUUGCAAAGCAACAAAUUCUCUUCUUAGCCUCAACUCAACUUCACAGACCGACAUAAAACACUUUCAGCUUUAUGUCUUACCAAAAGAUGAAGACGAUCUCUAUCGCAGUUCAGAGGUUGUUGGCUUCGAGGACGAGGAGGAGAUCAGCGAGGAAGAGCCGUCUAUCCUGAAUGAGAUCUACGAAGAAGAAGAUACUAGGAUAUGGGAGGAGAAGGUAAACACUGGUAGGGUACCCGAAAAGCCAAAAGAGGAUGGUCCCUUAGGCGGCUCUGAAGAAAUCUUGGGCUACUGUGCUCCUUACACGGGUCAUGUAUGUCGAAGGUACCUCAACGAUUCCAGUCUGGUCUACUAUAACUUCACGAGCGAGAAUCAUCCCAUACCUUUAAAUGAACAGAUAACCGAGGAACUGUGGAGCGAGCUGAUAUCAUCUCUCUUAGAACCUUGCAGGAGUGCGGCUGAAGUCAUCCUGUGUUAUUAUGCUUUCCCCAAAUGCGAAUGGUCAGACGGUGUGGCUCGCCUGAAACCUCUGUGCCGUGAAGAUUGCAUCGCCAUCAAGGAACUCUUCUGUUACAACGAGUGGGCGUUGGUUGAGGAUAACAAGCAGAGAGGAAUAUUUUUCAAAUCCAGAGGCCAUUUCAGACUUCCCGAGUGCAAUGCCCUUCCACUUCUGGGAAAUGGAGGCAAGGAAACGUGCUCCCAUGCUCAUCUCACAGAUAUGCAGCGAGAUGAAAUAACUACUGAGUGCAUUCGUGGAAAGGGUCGUUUCUACCAAGGCACUGUCAAUGUGACAAAAUCUGGAAUUCCCUGUCAGAGAUGGGAUGUACAGGAACCUCACCACCACAACCGACCUCCUAAGGUCUUUCCUGAAGUUUUGAAUUCAGAGAAUUACUGCAGAAAUGCUGGAGGGGAAGAACCCGUGCCUUGGUGCUAUACCAUGGACCCUCGAGUUCGAUGGCAGCAUUGCGAUAUACCACUCUGUGAUAACAGCAGCCAGUUGUCUCAACCGGAUACGGAACUCAUUGACAUAUUUGAACCACCCUCAGAGCCUCUCUUCACACCAACAUUUAUUCUGAUGACGUGUUCCUUGAGCCUGGCCGCUGUUGUCAUACUCUUGGCCAUUGUCCUUGGACUGAGGCGAAUCCGACAGAAGUCCGGGAUACAGUCGCCUACUCCAGGAUAUAUUUCUCCUAAUGAUCGACCCCCACAUUUGGGCAGUGGGGAAGAUCCUGAUGUCGAGAUAGAUCUCGAUAAACUGCCGUCAAAUGUCUCCUAUCACCGCACUCAAGCUAAGCUUCAUCCGAAGUUAGAAAGUUUAGAGUAUCCUCGUAAUGAUAUCAUUUAUAUUAGAGAUAUCGGCCAAGGUGCUUUUGGCAGAGUUUUUCAGGCUAAAGCUCCUGGACUGGUAAAAGGAGAGGAUUUUACAAUGAUUGCUGUAAAAAUGCUGAAAGAUGAAGCAUCGGAUGAUCUUCAAAGUGACUUUGAGCGUGAGGCAUGUCUCAUGGCCGAGUUCGACCAUCCCAAUAUCGUCAAACUACUUGGUGUAUGCGCCAUUGGAAAACCCAUGUGUCUCCUUUUCGAGUUCAUGGGAAAAGGCGAUCUCAACGAGUUUCUGAGGUCUUGUUCGCCUACUAAUUACAUUGUGACGACCGGCAAUGGCAACCUGUUUAGUGAUGUACGUCUGACUCAUGUCGACUUGACGGCCAUCGCCAAGCAGGUAGCAGCCGGCAUGGUCUAUUUAUCCGAGCGGAAAUUCGUGCAUCGUGAUCUCGCUACUCGGAACUGCCUAGUCGCUGAUGACAUGGUGGUUAAAAUAUCAGAUUUCGGUCUCUCACAGAAGAUAUAUGCAGCCAACUACUACAAAGGCAAUGAACAUGACGCCAUUCCUAUCCGAUGGAUGCCACUAGAGUCAAUUUGCUAUAAUAAAUUUACGGUAGAGUCAGACGUUUGGGCAUUUGGCGUUGUACUUUGGGAGAUCUUCAGUUUCGCCCUUCAGCCUUACUAUGGGAUGACUCAUGAAGAAGUUGUUAAAUAUGUCCAAGAGGGUAAUAUCUUAAAACGCCCGGACGACUGUCCAGUUGAAGUGUACAAGCUUAUGGAGGACUGCUGGAACAGGAAGCCUACGUCCAGGCCUUCUUUUAAGACUAUCUACAAAACUUUAGGCCAAAUUUACAAUAAUCUCUUGAAAAAGCAGUCCAAAGACCAAAGAACUCACGUCUGACCUACCAAAUGCGGCUAUACCGUUCGGACCAAAGAGACUGCAGAGGAAUAUAGUUUAUUGCGAGAGAAUUUUAAUUUCUAACUCAAUUGCUUUAUGAGUUUUUAAGAUGUUUUUAGUAGAAUGCUUUAUUAUUUGUUUUAAAUUAUAUUCUGUUUGUCGAAAUUUAUUCUGAGCGAUGGCUUAAAAAUGGUGAUAUAAUGUUUUUCUUAAAUCCUAGUCUAAAUGAUGUCAAGUUAAUGUAUUUACUUACCUUUGCUGAUGUAUGCCGACUUAUGUAAAUGCUGUUUCUUUUUUUCUGUGUUUCUUAAAAGUUUAACUUUGUUACACCCGCUCAGCUUCAAAGUGCCGUUCUUUCUCAAAAUCAGUUUAAAGUCACUGAGUAUGUAAAUAAUUAUAUUCUGCUUUUCAGGCUGCUAAUUAAAUGUAAGUAUACUGGGCAUUAAAUUAAAUGUUUACUAUGGUUAAAUUUGUAAUUUACGCUUUGACAAUCAUUUUAUAAUUUAGUUUCCUGUAACCUAUAUAUGUAUUUUGUUAAAAAAAAAUUUGAAGAGGAAUUAUUUUCAAAUGAAAAUUUUAAAAAUAUCAUUCAGUUUUUCUGCAGUAAUUUCAUCCUUCUCAGUUCAUUGAACUCCAUCUCAAUUCAUUGAACUCAGAUUAAUGAUUUUUCAGGAUUAACUGCAUUUAGUAAUUCCCAUUUGUUAAUUACAUCUGUUUCGGAAAAAGCAGGAUUGAUUUUUAAAUGUGUUUAGCUGUACAUAUUUCGUAUGAAAUGUAAGUAUUCUAAAAAAUUUAAUAGUCAUAUAAACCAUUAAUAAUGUAUACUCGAGAAGUCAAAUGGAAGUAAUAUAUGCCAAUUUCUUUGUUUUUAAUUUUCACUUAAAUUAUUAAUUAUUUUGCAUAUUUUUAAAAUUUUCAUUUGCGUUAUUAAUUUACUGUCAUUAUCAGCCAUAGUUUGACCGAAUUUUGCAUUGGCAGCCUGAAGACACUUCAUGUAUGGAUUUGUACAUAUAAUUGAUAGUAAAUAUGUUUUAAGAGUUUAUAUUUUAAUGUAAUGUGUUUUAUGUAAAUUUUUAUUUCAUGAAGGACAUUGAAUGUUCAUUUGUAUUUUCAUCUCAUGACUGAAGAAAUAAAGAUUUGAUGGAUUUGAAAUAAUAUUGACAUUCCAAGUCUCGGCAAAAUUAUGUUUGAUGAAGUUCAUUGUACUUACGAAUACUGUAUAAAAAAUAAGUUGUUCAUGAAGUUCUAAAAAACGUAACUUAGCAAGAAAUACAAAAUGUACCAUUUUCAUGUUUUAUUUUUGUUCCUUAAAUUUCUUCAAACAUUAGCAUAAUAUGACCUGUUCGUUUGCAAAUAGCAGUUAAAGGUGUUGCAGUAGAAAAAAAUAGAAAUAGCCAUUUACUCAACCUUCAUUUAGCCUGAAAUAUUUCUUGCCUACAUUUAAUUAAUACAUUAAAUAAAAAAAUAUCGUACAUUUUAAAUCAUGAAGAUUUGAAUAAUGUAAUAUUAAUGUAAAAUUCUAAAUUGCUUGUGUAUUUCACGUUUUUAUUAUUUUUUAUUCUGAUGAGCUUAAUGUAUUGUACGUAAAUGUAAUUUUCGUAUUGGUAAAUUGUACAUAAAGGAGGAAACAUCUUAUUUAAAUAUGUGUAUGCAAUGAAAUCUCGAUAUCGGUAUUAAAAAAUGUCAUUUAGUAGUAACGGUAUUUUAAACUUUAAUUUAAAAAUACGUACUGAAUAAAAUUAUCGGAAAAACGCAUCAAAUUUUUCAAUAAAAUAAUUUACCAAAUUUUUUAUGCUUGAAAUUCCAUGAAAUUUAAUUAACAUGCAAUAUUUAUGGAUAUGUUAAACUUCUUCUUUAUGCACUGUUUUAACAUAAUAAAUUAAUUUUAUAACCAUAAUCGUUUAAAAAUUUUGUGAAUAUAAACGAUUAGGAAUUUUUUCGCUUCGUAGAAAUAGUGAGACAAGCCAUAUAGAUUACCUCGCGUAAUUUCAAAUGAGGUUAUAAUUGUUGUUGUUCCAAAUAUAAGUCAUUAUUUUAAAAUAUUACAGGUUAGGCUUAUUAGAGGCUGAGGUGAACAUCCUGGUCGCUACUUCUGGAAGUCAGAUUGUCUGGUUACAAUGUUUUGUAAUUUAGAGCCUAGUCCAUUACUUUUAAAUGCACAUAAAUUUCGUUCUGUAAAAUCUAAAAUUUAUAAGACGAAUUUAUCCAGUUGGGUAUCAAUCGUUGUACGUUUUGAAACAUGAGACUUAGGCACCGGAAUACUAAAUAUUUUAGAAAUAGUUAAAAGCCAUCCUUUAGUAAAGCAGAUUAUACUGCUAGGCAUUGCAGAAACCUGAGAUUAAAUUUUUUACGUACUUGGUAAUUCUGUCGAUGUGUGCUAGCUUUGUAUUACAAAUUAAAAGAAAAUCAUAUAUAUACUACAGGAUUUCUUCUUAAGUCCCCUUGCUCCCUUUUAGCUUUCAACUAAAUAUAAAGCGGCAAAUGCAAAGUUUAUGUAUAGGGAAGCACUUAUUCAGUAAUACAUUGAAAUUGCUUCCAGGGCCUGUUGUGCCGAAUUGUAGGUCAGAGUACCAAUGUUGAAAAUGAAACAAGGUAGGCAAAACGUUUCAGCUACGAAAUCUUCAGUAUAGUAUUUAGUAGAAAGAAGUGUACAUAUGAUGCUGACAGAUAGUGAAAUAAAUUAAUUAUACAAAUAUCCCGUUUAGUACAAAAGCAUUUGAUGAAACUUAUGGGAAAUAGACACAGCAAGAUAGUGAACCGUUUAAUAAAUUAAUUUAAUUCCUUUAGAGUUAAUUAUUUGUAAUCAACAAUGUUGCAUAGAAUUUUAAAGCACUCCCACGCACUUUUUUAAUUAUGUGUAGAGUAAAAUACACAAAACGCGAUGCUAUUCCAGUUUCAUUCUUCUGUUAUUACCAGUAAAAAUGACGGUAAAAGACACAGAUUAUGAGGGUUCUGACGUGAUAUUUCUUGUACAUGAUGAUUAUACAAUAUAUAUAUAUAAAUCACAGUCCAACAUAAAAGUUAUCAGCCAACCAUGCUUGUUAUCGAAGUUUUUUUUUUUUUUUUUUUUGUCGUCAUUUUGUUUAAAAUUACUAUUUUAUUUAUUAUUAUUUUAAUGUUAAAAGAAAUCUUUCAUCGACUUUGUAUUUUUGCCAUGUAUGGCGAAAUCUCUUGUAUUAUAUACGGAGAUAAAAUACCAGAGGGAGUAUUAUUGUAUUAGCCAGCAAUCUGAUCAAACAUUCACACUUUUAAAAAAAAAUAACUUAAAUUAUUUUCUUUGGAACAAGAGCAUAAAAUAUUCUGGAAAUGCUAAAUUUCCGUACACAAAUGAAAAAUUGGUUACCGAGUAAAUUUUGACUUGGGAAUUUAAGUGUCGAAAUGUCGAGUUUUCAUUGCUAACUAAUUUAAAUAAUCAUUCAUCAAAUAUUACAUAUUUUAUAAAUAAACGUUUGUUUCCGGUAUCUACUUAAAAAUUAAAAUUGUGCAUUUGCCUAAGGAAUACUGAAUUAUCAUUGUUUAAUUUUUAGGACGUAGUAAAUAUUACCACUUUUUUUACAUCUGUAACUUCCACCUGUAAAAGCCAUUUGUGUCCAAAGUGCCAUAUUCUUUAUAUUGUGACGACAUAUCAUGGCCGAUUAUAGAGACCUUCUCGUGCUCCUUUUCUGUUUUUCUCCCUUGACUUUUUUGAACAUGCGCACAUCUUUCAUUAUUGUUCUUCCGAAUACGCACGGGCCUUUCCUGCCGAUCCUUCAAAAUCUUUAUUUUAUCCUUAUCGGCAAUGGAAGAGGCCUUUUUUUAUACAAAUGGCUCAAUAAAUAUUUAUUUGGAAA
This is a messenger RNA of Stegodyphus dumicola, 6523 nucleotides long. Its product is annotated as tyrosine-protein kinase transmembrane receptor Ror2-like. The record is from RefSeq and is a predicted model, not a curated record. NCBI's taxonomy places the organism in Eukaryota, Metazoa, Arthropoda, Arachnida, Araneae, Eresidae. Gene Ontology annotation, biological process: multicellular organism development; protein phosphorylation; cell surface receptor protein tyrosine kinase signaling pathway. Gene Ontology annotation, molecular function: transmembrane receptor protein tyrosine kinase activity; ATP binding; Wnt-protein binding. Gene Ontology annotation, cellular component: signaling receptor complex; plasma membrane.